This is a messenger RNA of Sphenostylis stenocarpa, 504 nucleotides long. NCBI's taxonomy places the organism in Eukaryota, Viridiplantae, Streptophyta, Magnoliopsida, Fabales, Fabaceae. The record is from the annotation of a GenBank genome assembly.
AUGAACCCUACAAUCACCUUUCUCUUCUUCUUCACCCUACUUCUCAUAGCUUCACCCUCCUCCGCAACCCGACCCGCGUCAAACCCUGAUCAAGUGAACCACUCCAAAGACGACAACAACAACAACCAAGCUGCUGGUGCUGGUGCUGCUCCUGUUACUGGUGCUAGUCCUGGUUCUGGUUCUAGUCCUGGUGCUGGUGCAGGUGGGUUCUUUGGCCCUGGUGGAGGCUUCACCAUACCCGGAUUCGGAAACGGGUUUGGGAAUGGCAUCAUAGGAGGAGGGUACGGAUCCGGGUAUGGCGGUCCGAAUGGAGGGUCUACUAAAGGUGGCAUCAUAAGACCGACCGUUGUGUGCAAAGAGAGAGGUCCUUGUUACCAGAAGAAGGUCACAUGUCCCGCCAGGUGCUUUUCCUCCUUCAGCCGCUCCGGCAAGGGCUAUGGCGGCGGUGGCGGUGGCGGUGGCUGCACCAUUGACUGCAAAAAGAAGUGCACCGCUUAUUGCUAA